UGUUCGGAAAAAUGCGUCUAAUCAGUGUUAUAUUGUUUUUAAUAAUAAAUGAUCUAUGUUCAGCAUAUAAGAUACUUCUGAUGUUCCCAGUACCGGGAAGAAGUCAUGCGAUUCUUGGCGAAGGUUUUGUUCGUCAUCUUCUGAAUGAUGGACAUGAGGUAACUUAUAUAACGCCAAUAAUUAUGAAAAUGACGCAUCCGAGAUUAAGACAAAUUGAUAUAUCAAAUAGCAAACUCAUGCCUCCAGAUCAAAUGUUUGAUACACAAAAUAUUUUAAUGAACAAAUGGGAUUUUAAGAAUAUUAAGUUUAUGCUAUUUGUGACAACUAAUUUUGUUAACGGUACACUCACUCAUCCGAACAUUCAGCGUUUGAUCCACGACCCUAGCGAACAAUUUGACGCUGUUAUCGUCGAAUGGCUUUACAGUGAACUUUAUGCUGGAUUUGCUUCAGUAUUCGACUGUCCGCUGAUUUGGUCGUCUUCUUUGGACCCACAUUGGUUGGUAUUGGACCUAAUUGAUGAAAUCCCCAACCCAGCGUACAAUCCUCAGCAUCUCGCCGACAUAGUGACACCAUUAGGUUUCUGGAAUCGGGCGGAAGAGCUAUGGCAUGUGAUACACACAAAAUAUUUCAAGUGGAGACUUAGACAUAAAGAGAAUCAUAUUUUUGACAACGCAUUUGCAUCGUCUGUUGCUUUGAGAGGGAGAAUUUUACCGCCCCUCAACGAAGUAAGAUAUAAUGGAUCUCUCAUCUUGGGAAACUCACAUUUAUCUGCAGGUACUGCUAUGCGCUUACCUCCUAAUUAUAUACCAAUUGGAGGUUAUCACAUUAAGGAAAAUAUUGAUCCAUUACCAUCGAACCUACAAGAUAUUGCCGACAAUGCUCGAAACGGAUUCAUUUACUUCAGCAUGGGAUCGAUGUUGAAAAGCAGCAGAAUCCCUGAUGAAAUGAAGAAAGGACUAUUAAAUGUAUUUAGCAAAUUGGAUCAGACGAUAAUUUGGAAAUUCGAACAAGAAUUACCUGAUCGACCUAAUAAUGUACAUAUAGUGUCGUGGGCACCACAAUUAAGUAUUUUGGCUCAUCCAAAUUGCAAAUUAUUCAUCACCCAUGGAGGUUUGUUAUCUGUACUUGAAACAUUACACUUUGGUGUUCCAAUUAUCGGUGUGCCCAUGUUCGGAGAUCAGCAUAUGAACAUAAAUCGAGUUGUAGAAAAAGGUUUCGGAAUGAGAGUGGAUUUGAACGACGACGUUGUGGGUAACAUGGAAAUAGCUAUUAGAGAAAUAUUGGACAAUCCAAGAUAUGCACAGAAAGUGAAAGAGUACUCAUUUAUCUACCACGAUCGCUCGACAUCACCAGGACAGGAGUUAACACAUUGGGUUUCACACGUUAUACGAACGAAGGGUGCUCCACAUCUACGCUCCCCAGGGUAUAUGUUGCCCUGGUACCAAAAACUGUAUUUAGAUUUAGCAAUUGUUAUAUUUGUAACGUUUUACUUAUCUGUUAAGAUUUUAUUUCAAAUAUUCCUUAAUUCAAAGUUGCUUUAG
Papilio xuthus (Asian swallowtail) is the source of this 1541-nucleotide messenger RNA. RefSeq names its product UDP-glucuronosyltransferase 3A1-like. The record is from RefSeq and is a predicted model, not a curated record. The transcript has 9 exons. Gene Ontology annotation, molecular function: UDP-glycosyltransferase activity. Bases 12 to 1541 code for a protein of 509 amino acids. NCBI's taxonomy places the organism in Eukaryota, Metazoa, Arthropoda, Insecta, Lepidoptera, Papilionidae.